Pogona vitticeps (central bearded dragon) is the source of this 1958-nucleotide messenger RNA. The record is from RefSeq and is a predicted model, not a curated record. Lineage: Eukaryota; Metazoa; Chordata; Lepidosauria; Squamata; Agamidae.
GCCCGUUGUGCCAGACGUAACCAAACCAGGGAGACGUCGCCAAGAUGACUCACCAAUACCCUGCCCUCACCACUGAGCAGAAGAAGGAGCUCUCCGACAUUGCCCAGCGGAUCGUGGCCCCGGGCAAGGGGAUCCUGGCCGCCGAUGAAUCCGUGGGGAGCAUGGCGAAGCGCCUGAACCAGAUCGGGGUGGAGAACACGGAGGAGAACCGCCGGCUGUACCGCCAGGUCCUCUUCAGCGCCGACAGCCGGAUCCAGAACUGCAUCGGGGGCGUCAUCUUCUUCCACGAAACCAUGUACCAGAAAGCCGACGACGGGACCUCUUUCGUGGACCUGGUGAAGGAGAAGGACAUUGUCGUGGGGAUCAAGGUGGACAAAGGGGUCGUGCCUCUCGCCGGCACGGAUGGAGAAACCACCACCCAAGGUCUGGACGGGCUGUCCGAGCGCUGCGCCCAGUACAAGAAGGACGGCGCCGACUUCGCCAAGUGGCGGUGCGUGCUGAAGAUCAGCGAGAACACGCCCUCCCCCCUGGCUAUCCUGGAGAACGCCAACGUCUUGGCGCGCUACGCCAGCAUCUGCCAGCAGAACGGCAUUGUGCCGAUAGUCGAACCCGAGAUCCUGCCUGACGGAGAGCAUGACCUGAAACGCUGCCAGUACGUGACGGAGAAGGUGCUGGCGGCUGUCUACAAGGCGCUGAGCGACCACCACGUCUACCUGGAGGGGACCCUGCUCAAGCCCAACAUGGUCACCCCGGGCCACGCUUGCCCCACCAAGUACAGCCCCGAGGAGAUCGCCAUGGCCACCGUGACCGCUUUGGGCCGCCCGGUGCCACCCGCCGUACCAGGCGUCACCUUCCUGUCUGGCGGGCAGAGCGAGGAGGAAGCCUCCAUCAACCUCAACGCCAUCAACAACUGCCCGCUGCCCCGACCAUGGGCGCUGACCUUCUCCUACGGCCGCGCCCUCCAGGCCUCGGCCCUCAACGCCUGGCGGGGCGAACGGGAGAAUGAGAACGCGGCCACCGAGGAGUUUGUGAAGCGCGCCGAGAUCAACGGCCUGGCCGCGCUGGGCAAGUACGAAGGCUCCGGGGAUGAGUGCGGGGCCGCCGGGCAGUCCCUCUACGUCGCGAACCACGCUUACUGAGCCCCGGCGUUCCUCUCUCCGGCCAGGCUUAUAGGGCCCCUUGUGACGGCGUCUCCCCUUCUCGCUCCCUCCCACGAUCAGCCACGCCAGUCGCCCUCCCCAGCCCACCCUUAGCUUCUUCUACCUUAGCCGUGACAGGAGCUCAUCGAAAGCCACAAGAGCGUCCGGCGCGCGAGAGGCAGCGAAUGCACGAGUGACGGGGAGGGCAGGAGGAAGAAGACGAAAAGCCGGUUAAGGAGGGGUCCUGCCAUGGAGGCAGGGGAAACGAUCACCCAGGCCUUCCUUGCUGGAUUGUUGUGUAGCUCUGAGUCAUGGAUGCAAAGGGACUUUGGAGCUUCAUUAAAUGCUGUGUCGAUUUAGAGACCUGCAGGCUGAAGGGGGGGGGGGAUCAGGAUGCAAACGGGGGUGUGCGUGCAGGAUGACUCUUUGUCACCUGGGGAAGGUUUCCUGUAGCUUGUAAUGAGGAAUAUUUGGGGGCUGGCAGGUAGGCCCCUGCGUUGGGAAGAGUGGUCAUCCUCUCACUGGCACUCCAAAGCCCAUCCCCACCUGCCUGCUCCCCCCCACUUUUUGCAUAACCAGGGUCCCCCCCAACCCCCACGUGGCACUACACUGUGAUGUGAGCUGUAGCUUUGCCAGGCUGCUCUGCAUUUGCCAUCCCGUCUCCCCCCCCCGGCCCGGUGGCAUGGAAGGCACCAUGCCCCCCCUGGGCACGGACCCCCGUUACUGCCCUGUGUGUGCGUGAGCGUGUGCCGUGGGCUCUUUCUGCACCCGAUGUACCAAACCAUUCCCGAGCUAAUAAAUGAUAGAGGAGUGACGUGA